UUGUGGAGGAGAAGAGGGAAUGCUCGCGUCUGCAAGUCUCCUAUUGGCGACGCUCUCGCGCUUCUCCUUGUCUCUCUCUUUCGUUCUUGGAUAUAAAAAGCCGAAAACCACUUCCAUGUUUUCGGUUCUUGGAGGAGACGGAGUAGGGAGAAAAUAAUUAGAAGGGGGAGUUUAGAGAAGAGGACAGGGGAAGGAAGACCGGUCGAUUUCUCUGCCGGGUCGUCGGUACUGGCGAGUUGAGUAAGGUAGAGGCUUGGAGGAGGCGGAGGCGAGGCGUGCAAGAAACUGCCUUCUCGGGGUUCUUUUCAGAGGUUUUUGAGAAGAUUUCGUGCUUUUUCUUUCUUUGUUUCUGAUCGAUUUUGGCGUUUGAGGUGGGAUAAACGGGCGAAUUUGGGUUAAAAAUCGAAGCUUGGGAGGUUUGGACAUCGGUUUUUGAGAGAUAUCGGGUUUGUUCGAGCUCGGCUAAUGGCGAAGAGGCGGAAGCCUGGGGUUUCAACUGAAUUGGAGCUUCUGGUAUCGUGUUGAUCUGGUUUUGAUUCCGAUAGCUUGGGUUCGAAGAGCUGCAGGUAGAGAUCUCUCGAGAAAUCCUCGGAAAAUCGAAACUUCGCUUGCUCUCUGAGGGGGACGAGUUCUAGGAGUAGAAGAAGAGGAGAGAAAAGGUUGGAAUAGGGGUUUUGCGGUCGGAUCUGGUGGAGCAAAGGGGAAUAAGAGGAGGAGGAGGAGGAGAGCGAAGAGUGAUGUUCGGAUCUCCUCCUGCGACGGCGGCGAAGGAUCUAAACCUUCCGUACCCUCCUGCAGCGGCGUCUUUCAACCACCAGAAAGAGGAAGCGGAUCUCCUCAGCCGCCACCAUCAGCAGCAGCAGCAAAUGAGCUCCGGCUUGCUCCGGUACCGAUCGGCCCCGAGCUCUCUGCUCGGGGAGGUGUGCGAGGACUUCCUCCCGGUGAGGCCCUCCAGCCCCGGAACGGAGAUCAUGUUCGCCCGGUUCCUGGCGCCGGAUCCUCGGGACGAGAUCCGAGACAAACCGGCCUCCUCCGCCGCCACGGGCGGCCAGAGGAGCCCCCAGUUCGCUCCGCCACCGCCGCCUGCGGCGGCUUCUGCGGCGAUUGAGCACGGCGGGGCGGAGCAGCUCGUGGGCCAGCAGAGCGCCGGUUUCUCCGGUGCUUCCCAGAUGCUGUACCACUCGCAGCAACAAUUGCCGAGCCACAGCUCGGUCGACAGCUCCUACCGGGUGGUGAGCUCGAUGGCUAUGGAGGAGGAGCAGAUGAAGACCGCCGCCGGCGCCGCUGUUGGCGGCAGCGGCGGGAACUGCUCCAAUCUCAUCCGGCACAGUAGCUCCCCCGCGGGCCUUUUCUCUCACUUGAAUGUAGAAAAUGGCUUUGCGAUGAUGAGAGGCAUGCCGAGUUUCAGGAAUGGGAACGACUCCAUGGGGGAUGGAACAAAUCGAUUAAAGGGUCAGAUAAGCUUUUCUUCGAGGCAAGACUCGUCGGCGGGGCUCAUGUCUCAAAUCUCUGAGAUCGGCAGCGAGGGCAUGGGAGGAACUAGCCCUGAAAAGAGCAACUUGGGAGUCGGCAAUGGCCGCGGCCGGUGUUACAUCCCGGGCUUCCCAGUUGCCACCUGGGAUGACUCCCCUCUGCUCUCUGAUAACUACUCGGGGCUUAAAAGAGUCAGAGAGGCCGAGGGGAAGAUAGUUGCUGGUCUCAACCCAUCAGAACCUCAGAAUGGAGAGAUCGGGAACCAUGUCUCGGGUCUCACCCAUCAGUUUAGCUUGCCAAGGACCUCCUCCGAGCUGGUUGCGAUCGAAAAAUUUCUGCAGUUCCAGGAUGCAGUCCCUUGCAGAAUCCGAGCAAAACGGGGUUGCGCCACCCACCCACGUAGCAUUGCCGAGAGGGUGAGGAGGACUAAAAUUAGCGAAAGAAUGAGGAAGCUACAAGAGCUAGUUCCUAACAUGGAUAAGCAAACCAACACUGCCGACAUGUUAGAUUUUGCGGUCGUCUACAUCAAAGACCUCCAGAAACAAGUUAAGACGCUAUCGGAGAGCCGCGCCGGCUGCACCUGUUCUGCUAGCAAGCAGAGGCCGAACACAAUUCCAUCUGUGUGAACUUGAUGUAUAGAAAGAAAAGAUGGUGGAAGAGAUCUUGGAACCAGAGAUGCCUCCGCGAGGAUGAACUUUUUACCACCGGAGGCGAGGCCCCGACGAAUUAAGCAGACUAAGAAAGAGGGCAAUGUAUAGCUAUCACUAUUAGGAAGUCAUAUACCUACCCUGUUGUAUGUAUUUCUACUUUGUUCUAUUUAAUUAGAUCUCAUCAACCACUUAUGGAAA
Molecule: messenger RNA, 2321 nt
Organism: Phoenix dactylifera (date palm)
Lineage: Eukaryota; Viridiplantae; Streptophyta; Magnoliopsida; Arecales; Arecaceae
Product: transcription factor bHLH122-like
Biological process (GO): regulation of transcription by RNA polymerase II
Cellular component (GO): nucleus
Molecular function (GO): DNA-binding transcription factor activity, RNA polymerase II-specific; RNA polymerase II cis-regulatory region sequence-specific DNA binding; protein dimerization activity
Source: RefSeq, a predicted model, not a curated record